AUGGCCUUACGUAGUGCUUUGGAAGACCAUCGUUCUAUCUGCCCCGUUGUUUUGGCUAGGAAAGUCAAAGCCAUGUACUCAAAUGCCGAUUUAACUGGAACUAGGAAAUGUAGAAUUUUGUCUAUGUUAGACAUAAUUAAGCGUCCCGAGGAAACUAUUUUCCAUCCACCAAAUAGUGAACUGACUCUUGGCCAUUUGAACGAGGAGUCCACAGUAGUCUGCAUGCAAGCUCAAUCAAGCCAUAACAAUCCAGAUUGUAACCAGAGCUUUGAGAUGAUUGCGUACUUUAUCGAGACCUUAGGCACAAGCUCAGCAAGCUCAGAUCCAAAUCAGGCUCAAUUAUCUUCCGGCCUCUCAUAUGAAAGUCCAAUUGAUCUAACAACUGAUGACCACACCUCAUCAAUUGCAUCGCCAUGUUCCAAUAAGAAAAUGACCUGUAACUUCUGA
Messenger RNA from Oldenlandia corymbosa var. corymbosa, 447 nucleotides. NCBI's taxonomy places the organism in Eukaryota, Viridiplantae, Streptophyta, Magnoliopsida, Gentianales, Rubiaceae. The record is from the annotation of a GenBank genome assembly.